GCAUCACGAAGCUGAAGAAAGACCUAAGCAAAGACGGAUGGAAAUCAGCAGUCACGGCAGCUACCCCGACGCGACGCUCGAAGGAGGGCAACAGCGGAGGCGAGCUGCUCAUCGCCAAGGCGCACUUGGCAACCACUACGUUCGACGUGAUGAGGGAGAACCCCAAGGAGGGCAUGCAGGGCAGCAACUUUGAAAAUAUUAAGGCACUCUCGACGGUCAUCGGGGGCAUCGCAGAUCCUUGGAUUAUCAUGGCAGAUUGGAAUAUGCCCCCGACCCUGGUCGAGAAGUCAGGCCUCCCCACGCGCCUGGGAGGCAAGGUGAUCGUUCCGAAGAUCCAGAUCACCUGCGACAAGGGCAAGGGCA
This is a messenger RNA of Prorocentrum cordatum, 363 nucleotides long. Lineage: Eukaryota; Dinophyceae; Prorocentrales; Prorocentraceae. The record is from the annotation of a GenBank genome assembly.